UCCUCCUCCUUCCAGCCAUGCGUCCUAAUUAAUGGGACACCCCCAGUCGCAAAAAGCCCCGCACUGGACUGCAACAUAGUCAAAGAGUGAAAGGGAAGAGGGCGAAAGUGCCACUGGAGAUAAUUGAUUACCUACCAAUCAAUGAUAACUUGUUAGUAAUCGUCAACUCUUUCGACCUCGCCAUUUUCAGGGAGGCAUCUCACUCCUGCGGACCCGCUGCUCCCGAGGAUCGACACUUUUUCAAGGCAUCCCAUUUUGGAAUAAGAUUUUCUUUUCUUCAUUCUCUCCUCUGUGUCUUUUUCCCCCCUCCUCCCAACUGUUAUGUGACUUUUUCUCCCCCUCAGCAGCAGCAUCGUUUUUUUUAUCCUCUUAAAAACAUUUCAACCCCUUUUUACAAACUCUGCGCACAAACCAAUGAUGACAUCCAAAGAAGUGGCCAAAUGUGACGCGGUGGAGAACAGGAGGCGAAGUCCGCUGGACCACUUGCCGCCUCCUGCCAACUCCAACAAGCCGCUGACCCCCUUCAGCAUCGAGGACAUCCUCAACAAGCCGUCCGUGAAGCGAAGUUACACGAUCUGCGGCACGGCUCAUCUCAUCUCGUCCUCUGAGAAGCACCGUCCGUCCAGCAUCCCUCUGUCCAGCCGGGCUCUCCUCAACCAGACCUCGCCGCUCUGCGCGCUGGAGGAGCUGGCCAGCAAGACCUUCAAGGGGCUGGAAGUGAGCGUGUUACAGGCUGCGGAAGGCCGGGACGGGAUGACUCUGUUCGGCCAGAGGAGCACCCCGAAGAAGCGUCGGAAGUCCCGGACGGCGUUCACCAAUCACCAAAUCUACGAGCUGGAGAAGCGCUUCCUGUACCAGAAGUACCUGUCCCCGGCGGACCGGGACCAGAUCGCGCAGCAGCUGGGCCUGACGAACGCGCAGGUCAUCACGUGGUUUCAAAACCGGAGGGCCAAGCUAAAGCGGGACCUGGAGGAGAUGAAGGCCGACGUGGAGUCGGCGAAGGCCAUCGGCCAGGUCCCCUUGGACAAGCUCGCCAAGCUGGCGGACCUGGAGAAAUGCGCCAACGGCACGCUGGGCCACCCGCGCGCCGAUUCCCCCGCGCGGGGCGGCCAGCAGGAGCUCGAGCUCGCUCAGAAACUGCGGAACUCGCCGCUGUCCCCCUUCUCAGACCACACAACUAGUAAAGAGUGCUCGGAGGACGAGGACGUGGAGAUUGAUGUGGAUGACUGA
Molecule: messenger RNA, 1230 nt
Organism: Centropristis striata (black sea bass)
Lineage: Eukaryota; Metazoa; Chordata; Actinopteri; Perciformes; Serranidae
Gene: lbx1b
Product: ladybird homeobox 1b
Exons: 2
Coding region: 415-1230 (271 amino acids)
Biological process (GO): regulation of DNA-templated transcription
Molecular function (GO): DNA binding; DNA-binding transcription factor activity, RNA polymerase II-specific
Source: RefSeq, a predicted model, not a curated record